This is a messenger RNA of Entamoeba invadens IP1, 933 nucleotides long. RefSeq lists its product as hypothetical. The record is from RefSeq and is a predicted model, not a curated record. Bases 1 to 933 code for a protein of 310 amino acids. The transcript has a single exon. NCBI's taxonomy places the organism in Eukaryota, Evosea, Mastigamoebida, Endamoebidae.
AUGCCGCUGCCCAUGAUAUUAAUCUCAACAAAAAGUAACACUCUAAGAUUGCACGUCUGCUGCACUCAUGCAGUUUGUGAUGGACGGACCAUUGAAGGGUUGUAUCGCAUAGUGGCGCACGUGUUUGAUAAUAGUGUGAAUCUUCCAGUUAACACGGCACUUCCCUCUUUUCACUAUCAAGAGCUUUUUGCAGGCAUUUCAGAUGAUACAUUGAAUCGCCCAUUUUCACGUUGGAAGACUAACCCGACAGGUCCUCGCAUUCUUCCAGACGACAAAAACGUUUUUUACUCAUUUGCAGCGGAUUAUACGAAAUACACGUUUCAUGAAAUACAGUCGUUUUGCUCUCAAAUGGGUGUUGGAGUGAACAGUGUCUUAAUGUGCGCAUAUCAGAGGGCGUAUAGAAAAUACUACAAACUGUCUGACGACGUCGUGUUGAUCGCACAAGUACCAUCGGACACAAGGAGGUCGUCGUAUGCGUCUGACACACUCAAAACGAGAGAGCUCUUCUGUGCUUCUGCGCCUGUCCGCCCACUCGUUACUUCACAAAAAAAUCUGUUCGACGAGAUUUUGGAGUGCAACAAAAGACUGAAAGAAAUUUUGUCAACUGAAGAAAAUUGCGUGUUCAUGAGGUACUCUGCUGAUACUAUUGACGAAAAGAAUGGAAGUUUGAAGGAAAAUGAAAUCAAUUUUUCGAUCAAUUUGCCUAUGAUCGGGAUGUCAAAUAUUGGGCAAUUUAAAUACACAAAAAACGCUCGAGUUAUGUUAACAGCUAAUUACCAUAUAUUGGUACCACCAUGCGUUUACUCGUAUAAUGAGGGUAAUGUACUCAAUUUAUACUUUAUGAGGUCAGACCCUAUGCCCAAGGAGUUGUUACAAACAGUGUUUGAUACAUUUGACGAUGUCUUUGGGCAAAUUGGAGCAACAAGAAUUUGA